GUUUGAAAGAGUUUUAGGUAAAGAAACGCUCUCAAAACGCACUCAGCUUUUGGAUUUGGCAGCAUUUGGGUCUGGGUAUACUGCCUUCAUCUGAAUCACUGUGGCUGUGCUGAAGAAGAAAGGGAGAUGGAUGGAUGUUAUAGAUGGAUGACGGUGAAUCAGUGGAUGCGUCACUAUGGAGGUUUGGUGAUUUGAACGUAAGCUGCAAAAGAUGUGGGCAGAGCUGAAGGCUUUGAGUUUUCCUGUAGUGAUCCUGCAGUCCACAGACCUCUGGAGAUUCCUGUGGGUGAAUCUGCAGCAUUAGCGUGAUCAUGAGCGUGUGUGUGUGGCCCUGGGCUCCGUGUCAAACACCUCCACUUCAUCACAGAUGCUCUUCUGACCCCAGACACCGUCAGGAACUCACCUGUUCCUCAACUGUUGCUUUGAGCUCUGUGUCACGUCUGCUGGAUGAAAUCAGUGAAGAUCUUGCUCUGAUCAUCACACCUCAGCUCAACACGUUUGAGCCGCACUGAAUUAGCAUCUUCCAUCCGUCUCUCUGGAAUCAGAACGUUCCCUCAUGCCUGGUUGCCAUGGAGAUCUUUUUGGUCUUCAGUACGGAGCUACUUGUUGAUGCCCUCAUGAAAACGUUUCCUUCUCCUCUGAGUGAAUGAAGCUGUCCGUCAGAAGGAACCGCACACAUCACACACAUCUCCUGUCCACUGCUGUCCGUCUCCAAAGCACUCGAGGCAUUGAUCUCAUCCUCUGAAACACACGUUUGAUUCCUGACUGCUGGAAUCACCAAACAGCUAAACUCUGCACAGAUGGAGGACCCCGACAGAGACAAGACGUCUCUGGUCAAAGGCGCUCGCGACAUCGCCAAGGAGGCGAAGCGCCACGCCGUCAAGAAGGUCAACAAAGUGGUGGACCACGCUUCGAACGAAUACUCCAGCCGCAGCUACAGCCGCUUCGAAAAUGACGAAGAUGAGGGCGGUGACGAAGACCGUUACUAUUAUCAGGACGGCCAGGCUCAGCGGGAGGAUGACGAGGGUUCCAGCGACGCCACCGAGGGCCACGACGAUGAGGACGAGAUCUACGAGGGCGAGUAUCAGGGCGUGCCUGCAGGGGACGGGGUCAUGGAUGGGCGUGGCCAGCCGCCGGCGGAUGGGAUGAAGGACAAGCGAGAGCUGGAGAAGGAGAGAGAGGCGGAUGAGGAGGAGCUGGCGCAGCAGUACGAGCUCAUCAUCCAGGAGUGUGGACACGGACGCUUCCAGUGGCAGCUGUUCUUCGUAUGUUUUCCAGUCCCUGUUUUCCGUAUUCCCAUGUUUGGAGUCGUCCGUCUCGCUCCGGUUGUUGCUCGCGCGGGUUUCCGCAGGGAUUUUCUGACGGAUCGGGGGAAUUACAGGCGAUUCUCUGAACUGAAAUCAGUCGGAGAGAGGGAACGAGAGAAAAGGAAACACACAGGCAGUGUGGUGUAUCUGGGAAUGAUGGUGGGCGCGUUCUUCUGGGGCGGUCUGUCAGAUAAGGUGGGCCGACGGCAGUGUCUGCUGGUCUGUAUGUCAGUCAACGGCUUCUUCGCCUUCCUGUCGUCCUUCGUUCAGGGCUACGGCACCUUCCUCUUCUGCAGGAUGCUCUCGGGCUUCGGGAUUGGCGGUGCGGUUCCCAUCGUGUUCUCGUACUUUGCGGAGUUUCUGUCCCGUGAGAAGCGCGGGGAACACCUGAGCUGGCUCUGCAUGUUCUGGAUGGUGGGCGGGAUCUAUGCCUCAGCCAUGGCCUGGGCCAUCAUUCCACACUACGGAGGCAGCGGCGUGUGGCCAAACGGUUCUGCCGCAAUGACUCCAUCACUGCAGGAGCACGGCGAGAGGCAGGUGGGAAAGCAUGACGAGGCGUGGAUGGUUCUCAAACAGAUUCAUGACACAAACAUGCGUGCGCGCGGAGAGCCCGAGAAAGUCUUUACUGUGAACCGUAUAAAGAUCCCCAAGCAGCUGGAUGAGCUGGUGGAGAUGCAGUCGGAGUCGGCAAACCCCGCGGCCAAAGUCUUAUUCAGGAUCAAGAGCGAACUGCGCGGAAUCUGGCUCACGUUCCUGAAGUGCUGGGAUUACCCUGUCAAGGACAACACUGUGAAGUUGGCCUUGGUUUGGUUCUCACUGUCAUUCGGGUACUACGGUCUGUCUGUCUGGUUCCCUGACGUCAUAAAGCACCUGCAGGCGGACGAGUACGCGUCCCGCGUGAAGAUCCACAACAACGAGAGAAUCGAAGAUUUCACCUUUAAUUUCACCCUGGAGAACCAGAUCCAUAAAAACGGAGUGUUUAUUAACGACAGGUUCAUUGGCAUGAAGUUUAAGUCUGUGACUUUCAUCGACUCCACCUUUCAGAGCUGUUACUUUGAGGACAUCAGCUCCAUCGGUUCUUUCUUCAAGAACUGCACCAUCAUAGAAGCGUUCUUCUAUAAUACAGAUAUUGAUGACUCGAAAUUCAUCGGUUCCUCUGUGAUCAACUCCACGUUUGCGCACAACAAGACCGGCUGUCAGAUGACGUUUGAUGACGACUACAGCGCAUACUGGGUGUAUUUCAUCAACUUCCUUGGAACACUAGCCGUGUUGCCAGGCAACAUAGUCUCCGCCCUCCUCAUGGAUAAAGUGGGCCGUCUGAGCAUGUUAGGCGGCUCGAUGGUGUUGUCCGGCAUCAGUUGUUUCUUUCUGUGGUUCGGCACCAGUGAGUCCAUGAUGAUAGCGAUGCUCUGCCUUUAUAACGGACUCAGUAUAUCGGCCUGGAACUCACUGGACGUGGUGACGGCCGAACUGUAUCCUACCAACAGGAGAGGGACUGGCUUUGGCUUUUGUAAUGCCAUGUGUAAGCUGGCCGCAGUCUUGGGGAAUGUAAUAUUUGGGUCGUUGGUGGGAAUCACGAAAUCCAUCCCGAUCCUGCUGGCGUCGUCUGUGCUGGUCGCCGGAGGUCUGGUGGGUCUGCGGCUCCCCGACACCCGCAACAACGUCCUGAUGUGACCCCACCACACCUGUGACCUCUGACCCUGAGUCGCCACGGAAACACGCAGGACACGCUCAGGGUGCAGGUGGAGGCGACUACGACAUGUUUGCUUUAUUUAUUCAUUUAGAGAGGUUUAUUCUCUUUUGACUUGCCCAGUUUAGAUUAAAACUAGAUUUUGAUGCCUUUACUGUAAAUCAAAUGUUAUGAUGUUAUGAAAUGUAAAAACAAAAAUGUGUUGAAAUCUGUUUUUGGACUGUGAGUUUUUGAC
Messenger RNA from Sinocyclocheilus rhinocerous, 3232 nucleotides. Its product is annotated as synaptic vesicle glycoprotein 2C-like. Bases 801 to 2981 code for a protein of 726 amino acids. Gene Ontology annotation, cellular component: synaptic vesicle membrane. The transcript is spliced from 18 exons. Gene Ontology annotation, molecular function: transmembrane transporter activity. The record is from RefSeq and is a predicted model, not a curated record. Lineage: Eukaryota; Metazoa; Chordata; Actinopteri; Cypriniformes; Cyprinidae. Gene Ontology annotation, biological process: transmembrane transport; chemical synaptic transmission.